AUGGAGGAGCAGCUCACAAAGCGGCAACAGAAGCUUCUAACAAAGCUGAGCAAGGCGGAAGAGAGUAGCGGCCGACGUCCGUACACGCCACCAGACAAGGAGAAGCCUGUGAACAAACUAGCUCUGCUGAAGCAUCUGGUCAUCGUCUUGCUUGUGGCUGCUGGUCUCCUUUGGCUCAAGAGCGGCGAAAGCUGGUACGACGAAUUGGUCAGUACCACAACCAAUCUCGACUUCGAUCCUUACAAGGUUUUGGAUGUGCCUAGAAACGCUCCUGCGUCAACCAUUAAGAAGCGUUACCGUGAACUGAGCUUGAUAUGGCACCCAGAUAGAAGAGAAAGCUGCGACGAGGAAUGCCAUGUUUUCUUCGACAGGAUAACUGAGGCGCAUAAGAUUCUGAGUAGUCCGCAGAAGCGUCAGUUAUAUGAUACUACGGCGAAGGUAUUGGAGAAGACGGGUUCUAUGUUCACGAGUGAUAUGCAUCCAUUUGAGUAUGUGUAUUCUCCGGAAGUGUGGGAUAACAUUGUGAAGCCGAGUGUGGAAGGGAAGCAGUUGGGUAUGGUUAAUCACAUAUCAGGUGUGUGGGUCGUGUUUGUGGCUCCCCCAUCGUCGUUGACUAGCCACAUUUUACCCAUUUGGAGUGAUUUGGCGGCUAAGUAUUACGGUCGUAUUUCCUUCUUACGUAUUGACGCAUCAGAUCCUUCUUAUGAGAGCAGGAUGCCGUUCAGAAUUCGGAUGCAACCGGCAUUCUUUAUGUUAAGUCCAGUGGAUGCCCCUUUGUUCUAUUCGGACUUAUCCAAAUUCAGUCCGGCUUCCUUCGUGGAAUGGGUUAACACUAAUAUGCCAUCACCAUUCACUCGCUGGCAGGGAACCGACGAAGCCUUGGCUGAAUAUUUGCUUAACGGACGCAACGAGGAAAAUAAGAUCCCGGUCGCCGUCAUCUCCAAUAAGCUACCAGGCACUGUUCUCAAAGCCGCGGCUAUCAAGACCGAGAGCACACUAGAAUGGAUCCAACCGCCUAGCUCGCGCUUCAUGGACUACAUGGGAGAAAAUGUUCAACAGAACGUGGCACGCAUUAAGGAGGGAGCCGCCCUCGUUACUAGACUCAAUGAUACCGGCUAUGUCAAGAUUAUUGCCUCCAAGGCAUACAAGCUGGACGGCGCUUCUUACGGAGCCAUCACCAAAGAAAAUAUGGACGAGACCACCGCAGGCAAAUAUCUCAAACUCAUGACCGGCCUAAGUAAACGAAUAAUCGCUGGGAAUGCCGUCACCGGCUACCGGGAAAACUACCGCUAUCUCUGCGGAUCGGCUGACAAAACAACCUAUUGCUAUGUCAAGAAAAAUCAGCAUAAGUUCGAGCCGCAGUUUAGCCUUCUGCAGAAGGAGUUGGCCGCCAAAAAUGAGACCAUUCAGAGAGUAUACCUGCCUCCGAAACAUCGCGCAUCUCAGAUGUCCGGACUGCUGGAUGGAGUCUCCGGCUGCAGUGGAGUUCUCUUACAGCUGCAACAAGAAAAGAUAGCUUGCGUCCAGGAAGACGGGACUAUUGGCGAGUGGCAAGAUACCGGAGAUACAAGUCGUUAUUUCCCCAGACUUCGCAAGACCAACUGGGAGAUUGCGUGUCGUUGGGCUCUUACUCACCCCCUUAUGUCCGCAAUGAUCGUGUCCUUCCCUGUCAUGACGUACCAGUUGAUCAUGUAUUUUAUCAACAGGAAGCGCGCUAAUAAUAAAGCCAACAUUAUGCACGGAGAUUCUCAUGGAGCGCAGCCACUGAUUCCCCCGGUGGGUCUGCCGGAUCUAGGACAGCCUGACCGGUCGUGGAGACCCAGUCCCGUCCAUAUCACGGACGUGCAUGACACUGAUGUCAACACUUUGAAUUUCUCCCACUCACUAAGAGACUCGGAGGAUGCGAAAACUUCGCCAGUACCGUCCGAUAUCGAAACAGAGACUGUGAUAACGGAGGCGAGCGUCUCCAUUCAUCAGGCCACCGCGGGUUCAGUCGGCAUUUUGUCCCAUGGCUAUAUAACUCACGAGAGAACCUCAACCAAACCGCAUCCGCCUCCCUCAGCAACUGAGCUAUUGAUCACUGAACCGGCCACAGGCUUUGUUGGACAGAUUCCGUCAACAACUGAAAUAUCGUCAACUGAAGCGUCAUCCACUGAACCAUUGUCAACCGAAACAGCACGGACUGAAACAGCUUUGACCGAAACAGCAUUAGGUGAAACAUCCACGAGCGCUUUGGCAGACGAGCAAACCCAUUCGACAGCUUCUUUAUCCGGCGAGGACCGGCUUGAACGGGCCUACAACUCGUCUGUGCCAUAUUAUGGUGGUGAGCUGCCAAGUGCAUACUUCGACGGGCAGACAUCAUCAACGAGCACAACGACAUCACCACCGCGCGUUUACGCGCCCUUAAUGAUGUACAAUCUAGAUGACAUGCUUCAGAAGCCGGCACCUCCAUUGAGCCCGUACGUCAGAAAGCCGCAGGAAACCGUGAUUUAUUGCUAUCCCUUCGCGGAUGGUGAAAUCAUGACCAAGUGCAAACAAGGAGUGGAGACAAUGGAGGCUACAGGAGUUUACAUCCCUAUGAUGAAUGAAGUGCAGACUAAAAAGAGCGAGAGGUAUUACGAGUACAUUGAGCGUGUCCGAGCGCACCGUCUCCCGGGUGGCCGCAACCCCACAGUAUACGGGGUGGCGUACGACAACCCGAAUUGGGAACUCAUUAUUGAUAUCUUGAAUUCGCAUGCCAAACUCUUCGAUGGAAUUAUGCUAGAAUGGGUGGGCGCGAAAGCCUGUAUUUGGAACAUCAAUAAGCCUGCUCGUCAGCAGAUUGACACGAUUCUUGAGAAAGCCGGACCAAUAUCCUACUUUUUUCGACAGCAGGAUUGUGACCAGUACUUGCUGAAACGCGCGGGGACGAACGGUGCCUUCUUCAAUCCGAACUCCGAGGUUGAUGUGAUGGACUUGAACGUGACCAAGGGCAAGUUCCCCGUCUUCUUGAAGCCUGUCUUCCCAUGCUUCCAGGGUGAGGAGGGGCCUUGUUACCAGGCCUUCAGAGACUACCCAGAGGAAUCUUGCUCUGACCGGCAGAAGUAUUCGUUCAGCCCAUUUGAGCCGCUGGGUGGUCUGAUGAUGUAUUUGCGGAAUGAGACGUGCCACGGGUUAAAUGACCAUGACCUUUACAGUGUGAUAUGA
This is a messenger RNA of Gregarina niphandrodes, 3186 nucleotides long. Its product is annotated as putative DnaJ. Bases 1 to 3186 code for a protein of 1061 amino acids. NCBI's taxonomy places the organism in Eukaryota, Apicomplexa, Conoidasida, Eugregarinorida, Gregarinidae. The transcript is spliced from 6 exons. The record is from RefSeq and is a predicted model, not a curated record.